AUGCACAUCUCCAAGGACGAGUCCUUUCGCGAGUUCGAACGGAUGGACACCUUGGAGAAGAGAGAUGACAUUGACCGAGAUGAUGCCUCUUCCAUUCGAUCAGAAGCGCUUGGAGAUGAUCUACCUCCCGGUUACUUCUGGUCUCCUCGCUUCCUAGGAGCUAUAGCUGGAUUCUGCCUUUCGGCACUUUCAGCCUACAUCUUCUUGAUCUUGCCAACCAACGUCUUGACGUUUAUCAACGCCGAUAUUGGUCCGAGUCCCUAUAUCUCUUGGGUCAACAUCGCUAGGACGCUUUCGCUUUCCUUCACUUACACCAUCCUCGGUCGCCUUUCUGAUCUCUUCGGCAGAAGGUGGUUCUUUAUCGGCGGUAACGUCGUCGCCAUUGUCGGAAUCAUUGUCUGCGCCGUUGCCCAGAAUGUGAACACUCUUAUCGUUGGCGCCGCUAUUUACGGACUGGGCGAGACGGUGCAACUGAGUUUUAAUGUCGCGGUUGGCGAGCUGGUACCUAACAAGUAUCGACCCAUGGUUUUGUCACUGAUCUUUGCGACAAAUGCCCCAAUUGCCACGUUCGGCCCGAUCAUCGCCAGGAAAUUCGUCGAGAAUCCAAAGCUUAGCUGGAGAUGGUGCUUUUAUAUCAACAUUAUUGCUGUCGGUCUCGCUAUCAUUCUCCUUUACCUGUUUUACCAUCCCCCUACGUUCGAACUUCUACAUGACCGGAAGACCAAAAGACAGCUGCUGAAAGAGCUUGAUUACCUCGGGAUCUUUUUAUGGACAGCAGGCCUUACUCUUCUGUUGAUGGGUGUCUCUUGGGGAGGUGUCAUGUUUCCUUGGGACUCUGCCGCUACUAUCUCAAGCUUGGUCAUUGGUACUGGCCUUCUCAUCGCUCUCUUUUGCUGGGAGUCAUUCGCCAACCUCAAAUACCCCGCGAUCCCUGUCAAGUUCUUUGCCAACCGCGGUUUUAUGGCUCUCGUAUGCUGCGCAACCGUUGCGACUAUGUUUUACUAUUCGGCUGUUUUACUGUGGCCACAACAAGUGCAGGCUCUCUAUACAACGGACAUCAAUUAUGGCGGAUGGCUCUCUUCCACUGUUGCAAGCUCAACGGCUCUUGGACAAGUUUGCGCCGGUGCCAUUGUCAAGUGGGGAGGCAAUGUACGGUAUUGGAUCAUCUUUUCGACCUUUUCUAUGGUCGCCUUCGUUGGUGCCCUUGCAUCAUUAACCCCUGAAACGCUGGAUAGAGGUAUCGCCUUCACAAUCCUAGGUCCUUUCUUCGUCGGAUUCAUUGAGCUUGCUUCCCUUGCCCUGGCACCCUUAUUCUGCAAACCCGCCGACAUUGGUCUCGCAUCAGGUCUUCUGGCAUCUAUCCGCUCUGCCGGCGGAUCUAUCGCCGUGGCUGUUUAUACGUCAAUUUUGUCUAACCGCCUUGCCACCACCAUUCCGGCAGCCAUCACCCAACCGGCUAUCGCAGCGGGUCUCCCUGCGAACCAGGUGCCACUUCUUGCAAAGGCUAUACAAGCCAACAAGUUAAAGACGUUCCCCGGUCUUAGCACCGCUGUGAAGGAAGCCGUAUCAAAAGUUCUUCCAACUGCAUACUCCAAAGCGUUUGAGACAGUUUACUUGGCAAGCUUAGGAUUCGGAGCAAUUGCAAUUAUCGGAUGCUUGUUUUCAAAGGACGCACAGAAACAUCUAACUAACAAGGUUGAACGACGGAUGGUUGAUGGGAAGAGCUGA
Molecule: messenger RNA, 1728 nt
Organism: Colletotrichum truncatum
Lineage: Eukaryota; Fungi; Ascomycota; Sordariomycetes; Glomerellales; Glomerellaceae
Product: trichothecene efflux pump
Biological process (GO): transmembrane transport
Cellular component (GO): plasma membrane
Molecular function (GO): transmembrane transporter activity
Source: RefSeq, a predicted model, not a curated record